AUGUUUCCGGACAUAUAUGACAUCUCGCGGCUAAAGUUUGUUUCGGUGGCGGCUAUGGGUGGUUGGUCGGAUGGAGGGUGGAAAUGGGGAAAUUUCGGGGUGUCCGAAGGCGAUGUGGUUGACAUGGGUGUGGAGGAGGAGUUUGCGGUUUUCAAAGGGAGGAUGGAGGACUUUAGAGGUUGGAUGGAUGGCAAGGACUCCGUGGAGUGGAAUGCCCCCGAGGAGGCGGAAUUUACGGUAGCCUCUUGUUACAAUUUUUAUAAUAAUCUCCGUAUUCCUUUUGGCCCUUCAAAUAGGUAUGAUGGUGUUUAUGAGUUGUUAUGGAAAUUGGAUGUUCCGUUCAAAAUCAAAGCGUUCGGAUGGAGAUUAUUUCUCAAUAGGCUACCGGUGAAAGACUUAUUGGAGAUUCGAGGUAUUCAUUUUCCUUUGGAUGAACUAAAGUGCUUGUUUUGUGAUAAUAGUUUGGAAAAUAGUAAUCAUUUAUUUUUUAGUUGCUUGGUGGUGAAAAUUAUUUGGAAUGAGAUAGCUAGGUGGGUUGGUAAAGGGGACACGGUUGUUGAAGAAUGCUUAUCGAGUUAUUUUUAUUGGCAUAAUUUUUUUGUAAGUAAAAAGGUGAAAGUUAGGAAGUUGGGAGUAGUAUGGUUAGCGACCACUUGGAUUAUUUGGUUGGUUAGGAAUGGUGGUUAUUUUCGGAAGGAAGCUUGGAAUGUAAAUAACACCGUUUGA
Messenger RNA from Vicia villosa (hairy vetch), 726 nucleotides. RefSeq lists its product as uncharacterized. Bases 1 to 726 code for a protein of 241 amino acids. The record is from RefSeq and is a predicted model, not a curated record. NCBI's taxonomy places the organism in Eukaryota, Viridiplantae, Streptophyta, Magnoliopsida, Fabales, Fabaceae. The transcript has a single exon.